This is a messenger RNA of Cylicocyclus nassatus, 301 nucleotides long. The record is from the annotation of a GenBank genome assembly. NCBI's taxonomy places the organism in Eukaryota, Metazoa, Nematoda, Chromadorea, Rhabditida, Strongylidae.
AUAAGCCCCUUGCGAAAGGAGUGUGCUAGACUUCAAGCGCUUCCGAUUUCGUCUCAAUGGCGUCUUACAAGCUCAUUUUGAUAACUCUGCUCGCUCUCAUGUUUAUCUGCAGCACGUCUGUGCAAGCAAUGAGGCGCUAUGGAGGAAGGAUAAACCAUCGUCCAGGACCUCACCGUCCAGGACCUCAUCGUCCAGGACCUCAUCGUCCAGGACCAGGACAUCAUCCAGGGCGUGGACGCGGGCAUGGACGCGGGCGCUUUCAUCGUUUCUAAGUCAAGCAUCUAAUCUUGGGAACACACCG